Molecule: messenger RNA, 1119 nt
Organism: Kluyveromyces marxianus DMKU3-1042
Lineage: Eukaryota; Fungi; Ascomycota; Saccharomycetes; Saccharomycetales; Saccharomycetaceae
Gene: NCS6
Product: Ncs6p
Exons: 1
Coding region: 1-1119 (372 amino acids)
Biological process (GO): tRNA wobble position uridine thiolation
Cellular component (GO): mitochondrion; cytosolic tRNA wobble base thiouridylase complex
Molecular function (GO): tRNA binding
Source: RefSeq, a predicted model, not a curated record
AUGUUCACUCCUCCUACAGAUCCAAAAAAACCAGCAAAAGUCAAGGUUUCACAACUUUGUGAGCUCUGCCAUGCCAGAAAGGCAGUAAUGAGGAGACCAAAAAAUCUACAGAAAAUCUGCAAAGAAUGUUUCUUCCUUGUAUUUGAGACUGAAAUCCAUAAUACUAUUGUCUCGAACAAUUUAUUUCAGAAAGGUGAACGUAUAGCUGUUGGGGCUUCUGGAGGUAAAGAUUCCACAGUUUUAGCGUACGUAUUAAAACUUUUAAAUGAGCGCUACAAUUAUGGAGUGGAAAUUGUUCUUUUGAGUAUAGAUGAAGGUAUUGUAGGGUAUCGAGACGACUCUUUAGCCACUGUGAAGAGGAAUCAAAUACAGUAUAAUUUACCUUUGGAAAUUGUCUCCUACAAGGAACUUUAUGAUUGGACCAUGGAUGAAAUUGUAGCAUGUGCUGGUAUUAGAAAUAGCUGUACUUACUGUGGGGUAUUUCGAAGACAAGCACUAGAUAGAGGCGCAGAAAAGCUAAAUAUUCAUCAUGUGGUGACAGGACACAACGCUGAUGAUAUGGCGGAAACUGUUCUAAUGAACAUAUUACGUGGUGAUGUCGCUAGAUUAGAGAAAUCCACUGCAAUUAUCACUCAAAGUGCGGGUUCGCCAAUCAAAAGAUCUAAGCCAUUCAAGUACUCAUAUCAAAAGGAAAUUGUUCUUUACGCACACUACAAAAAGCUAGACUACUUUUCGACGGAAUGUUCAUAUGCGCCAGAAGCAUUUAGAGGUACAGCAAGAGAACUUAUGAAGAAUUUGGAAGCCAUAAGACCAAGCUGCAUAAUAGAUAUAAUACACAGUGGAGAAACCCUAAAGCUCAAACCAAAGAAGGUGAAAAGAGCUCCGCCUCCUAAACACAUAGAGGUACGGUCCGAUGGCUCCGUAUCACUACAAAAUGAGUUUAUAGAUGGCAACAGGUGUGAAAGGUGCGGUUAUUUAUCAAGCAAUAGGAUCUGCAAGGCCUGUAUGCUUUUAGAAGGCCUAGCACAAAAUAGAGCAAAGCUCGAGCUUGAAAAUUAUGCCGAACUUAGUAGUGGUGCCGCAAAGCUUACUAGAACUCUGGAAAAACUAAGCUUCUAA